This is a messenger RNA of Erpetoichthys calabaricus (reedfish), 2270 nucleotides long. RefSeq names its product CDC42 small effector 2 (gene cdc42se2). Bases 549 to 809 code for a protein of 86 amino acids. Gene Ontology annotation, molecular function: small GTPase binding. NCBI's taxonomy places the organism in Eukaryota, Metazoa, Chordata, Cladistia, Polypteriformes, Polypteridae. Gene Ontology annotation, cellular component: plasma membrane. Gene Ontology annotation, biological process: regulation of Rho protein signal transduction. The transcript has 5 exons. The record is from RefSeq and is a predicted model, not a curated record.
UAAGUCAGCUCCUGCGAGAUGUGGGGGCGAUGAAGCAGCCGGGCGCCUUCCUUCUUCUGGUUUUGACUUCCCUUUGGCAAGCCUAGAGGGCGCUGUCUCUCUGUGGUCGAGCGUCUCCCCGCUAGCCGCUGCUCUCUGUCAAGUCUCCUCCUUUCCUAAUUCAAAGCCGGCAGCCGCAACAGCAGGAGCCCGGGAAGAAGAGGCAGCCGCAGCAAUAGUAGCGGCAACGAGGACAGAAGCCGGGAUAGCGGCUUUCUGUGUCGGAAUUGAGUGCAGCCAUCUUCGCGGAGUUUUCUUGUCGUGUUCCAGCCACCCACGCCAGCCAGCCGCGGUUUGCGGCGCUCCGGAGAAACAGAGGAGCCGCGGUCCAUGCAUCGCCUCUGACUUGGAAUUGCACCGGAGAAAGGUUGCUGGCUUCACUCACUCUAAGGACUUCCUUUUCCAGCCUCCUUUGUUUCUAACUUUAAGCAGAGUGGACAGCUUCUUCAGGAACUUUAAAGUAUUCACUUUUGUGUGCAUCACAUUUAAAUAACCUGGAACUGUUAACAAUGAGUGAAUUCUGGUUGUGCUUCAACUGUUGCAUUGCAGAGCAGCCGCAACCGAAGCGGCGAAGACGAAUUGACCGCAGCAUGAUUGGCGAACCAACAAACUUUGUCCACACAGCCCACGUAGGAUCAGGAGACUUAUUCAGUGGAAUGAAUUCAGUGAACUCUAUUCAGAACCAAAUGCAGUCCAAAGGUGGCUAUGGAGGUGGUGCUAUCCCAGUAAAUGCAGUUCAGAUGCAGCUUGUAGACACGAAAGCAGGAUAACAGAGAGAAUGAAGUUGUUUGGUUCCAUUUGUCUUGCUGUUCCUUCCUCCUUGUUUUCCUUUUUGCCUUGGGUGACCUGCUUUCUGCAUUCUUCAUGGGAUGAAAAAUGUGCUCCUCGUUCAUCCUGAAUGACUGUUUGGCACUGAUAGCGGCUUCAGAGACAUGCGUUUGUGCCCUGGAGACGCCAUCUUGGAUGUGCCAAGGUGCACCUUGCCCUUCAGCAUGAGCUGCAAGCCACAGCAGAAGGCAGCGGACAUUGGGUUUUAAUUCUGUUGGCUUGUUCCUGGCUCAUAGCUCAGUUGGAUGUUGAGCAUGACUUUAGUGCAGGUCUUAAUGUGCUCCUUUCUUGUUGUUUACUGUUGGUGGUUCAGUAUUUUUUUUUAUUUCAAAGAUUUAUUUGUAAAAUUCUUUCCAAAGGUCUGGCACCUGUUUGACUCUCUUAUUUUUCAUGCUCCCGGAGUACUGAAGUAGCUUUCUGUGCUGCUGAGGGAAAGCUAGUGCACAUGGUGCUGACACAUAGGAAGCGGGGCUUUCACUUCCCACUCUUGCAGUAAAAGGUAACACCAACUGCACACCGGGACUCCUUUUGCUACCUGCUUCAUCAGCUUUUUCAAAGAUCGCUAUUUCCUAGUAAAUGCUUGCCUUUGUAUACAAGACAGUAAACAUACGCCAGCACAGGCACCUUGGAAAUUCGCUCUCUGCUUAUCUCUGUGAAGAGCUAGCGGCACUGAGAGCCGAGCGGUUUCUAAAGGUGUCCUGGCAAUCAGUUACAUUUUGUGCAGACCAAGAGGUGAGAGGUGCUGUGGUCACUGCCUGCGAAAACAAGACGCCCAAUCUGAAUGAACAGGCAAGCAUCUCUGGUGCAGAUUUGAUGGGAUGCUCCUUUUGUGGCCCCUCAUAGCAGCCCCUCUGCCUUUUUAGUGUGACCUCAGCAUGCCAUAAGGCUUUAAGAUUUACCUUGUUUUGUGCAGUCAGGUUGUGUGUUCUCUGUGUUCCUGUGCCAGCUGUAAUUUUUUUUUCUGUUGGGGUUUUGCUGGAUUUAGGGUUCAAACCCUAAUGCUCACAAAGUGAGACCAAGGAAACUUACCAUAGGAUCUUGGUUCUGGAUUCUGUCAUUAACAGUCCUGUUUGCAAUAUCAGUUAACCCAGAAUAAUCCCUGAGAUGCCAAAAACAAGUCUGGUUAGAAGAUUUACACCAUGUCCCAGUAAAAACAUUGUGCAGAUUAGCUGAUUUGGCUCCUGCACAGUUGGCCAGCCACUGACCAGACGAUGGGAAAUCUUCAGCUGGAACUGCCGGCCCUGAAAGUUUAGCUGCUCAACUCAACAACAAUGCAAAAGAGCAACACCUUGCCGUCAUCCAUCACUCAUCGUUUUGCACACUUCCUCAAAUUACACUGAUUUGUUGUUGGCUUGUACUGUUCACGUUGUCCUUAACUGAAAUAAAGAAAUGUUUUCAUGUCA